Molecule: messenger RNA, 1912 nt
Organism: Symsagittifera roscoffensis
Lineage: Eukaryota; Metazoa; Xenacoelomorpha; Acoela; Convolutidae
Product: nmrA-like family domain-containing protein 1
Exons: 2
Coding region: 464-1489 (341 amino acids)
Cellular component (GO): nucleus
Source: RefSeq, a predicted model, not a curated record
UGAUUAAAAGCCCAAUACUGCAAGAUUCAAUUUGGACGGGAGACUUUUAAUUACUUUUUUUUGCACUUGCGAUUAGCGAGUUUAAAUAAAUCGGGCAUUUAAAUGAAAGUUCAAAUCCGUGACUGUUUUUGAAGUUUUUAAUGAAUCUUUUCGCCUGUUUUGGGUUAGAACUAACUUUUUUGUGAAUGAGGUAUAUCAUGUUUUCUUCACAGCCUCUUGCGGGGGAAUCUUGGAAGCUAGAUGUUGUCUCUAAUCAUGAAUUGUACCAAGAACAUGGGGUCAGUGUUUCAUCUGGUUAUGAACUUCAACUUAUUCUUAAACCCAUUAUCUUAUCUAUGUAAUUGAUCAUCAGAUUACGUCUAACAAAUCCAAUUGACGUAUAGUUCUUCUGCAAUUAUUUGAUAUGCAAUUUUUAGUAUUUUAUGUAAGGAUAAGCUAGCAGCAUAGCAGAAGUCUUACCUACAUGAUUCGGCAAAUGGCUGAGAAGAAGGUUAUAGCUGUAAUUGGUGCUACUGGUAAUCAAGGAAGUGGGCUGGUCCGAGACAUUCUCGAGAAUCCAGAUCCAGGAUUUUCUGUUCGUGCCAUAACCUCAGAUGCUUCUUCGGAUAAAGCCAAGGCUCUAAUGUCUCAAGGAGCUGAAGUUGUUCAAGCAAACUGGAACGACAAAGGAAGCUUAGUUCAGGCGUUUAAGGGCGCAUACGGUGCGUUUUGCGUGACCAAUUACUACGAAACCUUUUCUCCGGAGGGGGAAAUGAAGCAAGCCAAAAACAUGGCCGAAGCCGCCAAAGAAGCGAAUGUGCAGCAUGUUAUCUGGUCAACCCUAGAAGACACCAGGCAAUGGGUUCCGGUUGAGGAUGAUCGCAUGCCAACUCUCAUGGGAAACUACAAAGUUCCCCAUUUUGAUGGAAAGGGCGAAUCAGACAGCUUUUUCAAGGAACUGGGCGUUCCCACAACUUAUCUUCUUACAUCAUUCUACUUUGAAAACCUCGUCACUUAUAAGAUGGGUCCUCAACGAACAGCGGAUGGAAAAUUGGUAUUCAAUUUGCCGUUAGGACAGAAGAAAUUGGCUUCAAUUUCUACAGAAGACAUAGGAAGAUCAGCUCACGGAAUUUUCAAGCGAGGUACCGAGUAUAUUGGAAGUUACGUUGGAGUUGCGGGAGAGCAUCUUACUGGAGAGGAAAUGGCAGCAGAAAUGACAAAGGUAGUUGGUGAAACUGUGGCAUACAAAGCAGUGCCUUUUGACAUGUAUCGGAAUUUUGGACUUCCUUUCGGUGAUCUGGCGAACAUGUUUCAAUUCUACCACGACUUCGAAGAGAAUGUCUGUGAUGUGCGUCGAGUAGAAGGCACCCGAGCUUUGAACCCAAAAUUGAAGUCUUUCAAAGAGUGGCUCACUGCCAAUAAAGACCGAAUCAUACACAAUCAUGCAAAAGAAACAUCUGCAGAUGACGUAUCUUUUGCAGUGCCAUUGCAUUUUAAUUUGACGCACUAAACCUAUCAGUCACAAGAAAACUGAGUUGUAUUGAAUUUAAAUUUUUCGGGCGAGGUACUUCAAUGAUAGACUGGUUCCUUUAAAAAUUUUAAUGCAAUUCGGAUAGGGAAUCACAUAUUUAGGAUUAGCAGAAUAUCUGUUCGUUUUGUUAAAGCAGAAAAAGUGUUUGACACAAUCAGAUGUAAGCCUAUUUUGCUGUUGGUUUUUGGCAGGUAAUCCACAUAUUACGGAACCAGCUCAUCAUUGAACUAUUUGCGUCUCGGAUGUUUUUAUACGAUGAUCCUUCAGAUACCACAUUUUUUUUCUAUCUAAUUGAUAAUGUAAAUAAAGUUCUGACACUAACUCCGUCAACAGGGAACGAAACAAACUAUAAACCUGAAAUAGAGAAAAACAGACAAAAGCGAUCAAGCUCUACAAAUUUUC